UAAAAGCGUCACAGCAACGACGUUUCUUAGCUCUUGUUAAUAAUACUGUUAAACUUGGUUUUCAGUCACGACACUGCGAGAAACAAGUCACCCAGGAAACAACAAAACGUAGCGCGUUGCAAAUUUUUAAGAUAAAUAUAGAACGACCUUCGGUGAUGGCAGGUCUGGUUCUCUGUGAACCUACGGAUCUGUACAACAUCCUGAAUCAGUAUACUACUCGAGUCUCCAAACUGUCCGAAUCCAAUUACCUCUGCCUCAUUGACGCACGCACAAAAGCCGAGUACGACGAGAGUCACGUCUUCACCGCCAAACGAGCGAAACGGGACGAGAACGGAGAAUUUGUGAUUCCUGCCUGUGUAGAGGUGGAGUGCGUGAAGUACUGCAUCGUAUAUGAUGGCAACACAAGUUCCGUACAUGGUUGUGGCCCGGCCGUCGAGUGCGCUGAAGUCCUAGCGCUGUCCACUCGGUAUCCAGUUCAGAUCCUGAAAGGCGGCUACGAAGACUUUUCUGCCUCCUACCCUUUUCUUAGGACGCAGAAGAUCCUGUACACUCCCCAGGAAUUAGAAAACCUGACGCUGUAUCCCGUAGAGAUCCUGCCUGGUCAGCUGUACAUGGCGAACCUGAGGCAGGCCUCUGAUCAUCAGAUUCACAAAGACCUCAAAUUAAAGGCCCUGGUGAAUGCUUCACAAGACAGCAGCCACGUGUGAGUGAGUCUGCACAAUUCUGCCUUAUACACUUGAUUGAAUACAAGGUAUACAUGAAUUUAAAGACUUCUGCAUAGCAUGCUGUAGAUUACCAUACAGACAAGGUAGGAUACCCAGAAAAAGUAAG
Lepisosteus oculatus (spotted gar) is the source of this 831-nucleotide messenger RNA. Lineage: Eukaryota; Metazoa; Chordata; Actinopteri; Semionotiformes; Lepisosteidae. The record is from RefSeq and is a predicted model, not a curated record.